UCCACAGAUUGUCAUUCUUCAGGAAUGGCAGCCCCAAACACAACAUGACAACUCAUCUACUCACUCAUGAAAGAUUAAAAAAUGGAAACCAACGUAUUUCAUCUGAUGCUCUGCGUCACUUCUGCUCGGACUCAUAAAUCCACGUCUCUUUGCUUUGGCCACUUCAACUCAUAUCCAAGCCUUUCUUUAAUUCAUGAUUUAUUGCUGAUGAUGUAAGGUCAUAGGAUGAUAUAUAUAUAAUCAGUGAGCAGGCAGAAUGAGAAGGAGAGAGUUGAAAGUUCUCUACAACAGAAGCCAAGAAGGAAGCCGUCUACCUUGUAGCAAUCAUGUAUAAGCUGGCCUCCUGCUGUUUGCUUUUCAUAGGAUUCUUAAAUCCUCUCUUAUCUCUUCCUCUCCUUGACUCCAGGGAAAUAUCCUUUCAACUCUCAGCACCUCAUGAAGAAGCGCGCUUAACUCCGGAGGAGGUAGAAAGACCUUCCCUUCUACAGAUACUGCCAGAGAUGCUGGGUGCAGAAAGAAGGGAUAUUCUCAGGAACGCAGACUCGAGUACCAACAUUUUUAACCCAAGAGGAAAUUCGAGAAAGUUUCAGGAUUUCUCUGGACAAGAUCCCAACAUUUUACUGAGUCAUCUUUUGGCCAGAACCUGGAAACCAUACAAGAAACAGAGAAGAAAGCUGAGGCAAGAUUUAAUUGUGGAAGAAAGAGCCUGGCUUACGAAUUUUUGAAAACUAUGUGUGGGUGUGAAUUUCAUGUAUCAUUCCAAGUUUACGAAGGAAAUCAGGGACUUCUCUAAAGAGCACCAGAGAGUGAGCUGAUUUAUCAAGUAAACAAUCACACUCACUUCUUAAAAGACACAACUAUAAAUGCCAUAGAAAGCAGUGACUGAUGGAGCCUGCAGGGCCCCGUGGGCGAGGACAACUGGGCUCGCCUGGACGUUUUCUCUUUUGCAGUCCCCAAGACACUGACCCCUGUUCAAGGGCAAACAAAAGGCAGUGCCAAUCAGACCUGUGGUAGGGCUGGAGUGACCUUUUUUGUAUAAAUUGAUUGGAAAGAGUUAACUGUUAGUUUUGGUAAGAAUGAAAAUUUAAACACAGAAUGAUACUAGCUUUUUUACAUUACUUGUAAAACUUUUUACAUUCAUUAUUUUAAAAACAUUCCAAAGGGCAACAGCACUGGGUAAGAAGCUCUUUCAUUUCAAUAUUACACAUGCAAAUGCUAAUUGAAACUCUCACAAGAAUAGGCCCAUGGUAAGCUGAUCGAUUUUUAAGAUAAGACUUUCAGAAUUUCACUGGAAGGUGGGAAAUCAAUAGGAAAGGGAUCUACAAGGAUGAAGGUCAAAACUCAACCCCCAAAAUCUGGUUAUCCCAGAUAUGCUAAUGGACAAUAUGUGCUAAUGUGUUGUGAGAAAACCGGAAUGUUUUAUCUUAAUUAUGGAUGGGAACUCCAGGUUGAAUGAAGCCUAUAUGAACGUACUACAUUCAUGGAAACCAUUAUGAAAAGUAUAUGAAAAGUAUACAACCUGUAGGUGGGAUUUCUUCAAGCACUCUAAGAGGAAAAUGACUUAUGAACAGAACAAAAUAAAUGAGGCUAAGGUUUGGGGCUCAUUCUAGCUAUACUUCUAAUUAUAAUUUACUCUGGGUGACAUUUGAAAUAAAGAUACACAUACCUCUUUAGAGGCCAUCCAAUCUCUUUAGAAGACAAUUCAACUACAAAAAGAGCCUAACUGGCCAUUUUAACAUAUCAGGGACAAAGAGAAGAUUUUGUAUACAAUGUCUGCUUCAAAAAGAUUAUGUGUAUU
This is a messenger RNA of Nomascus leucogenys (northern white-cheeked gibbon), 1798 nucleotides long. The record is from RefSeq and is a predicted model, not a curated record. Lineage: Eukaryota; Metazoa; Chordata; Mammalia; Primates; Hylobatidae.